AUGGCUAAUGAAACGAAGCCCUUGAGGUAUGCAGACGUGGGGAUCAAUCUGGGAGAUCCUGUGUUCCGAGGGUCGUACCACGGCAAAAAAGCACACGAAGAUGACUUGGACGAUGUCAUCCAACGCGCCCUGGACGUGGGUUGCACCAAGAUGAUGAUUACCGGUUCCAGUCUCAAAGAGUCACGCCAUGCUGUUGAGAUAGCUAAGCAAUAUCCUGGCAUUUGCUAUGCGACUAUUGGCGUGCACCCAUGCGCUACGCAGGACUUUGACAACCACCCUGGCGGGCCUGAUGUCUUAAUCAAAGAUUUACGAACUCUUGUCCUUGAAGCAAAGCAGAGUGGCCACGUGGUUGCAUUUGGGGAAAUAGGCCUGGAUUAUGAUCGACUAUUUCUGUCGCCCAAAGAGGUUCAACUGAAAUAUUUUGAGCUCCAACUCGAUCUUGCAGAGGAGAUGCAAUUGCCGCUAUUCCUCCAUUCAAGGGCAUGCGGCGAAGACUUCGAACGAAUCAUGUCUGCUCGGUUAGACAAGCUUCCCAAACGCGGACUGGUGCACAGUUUCACGGGGACUGUGCCCGAAUUGGAGUCACUGGUCAAGCUGGGAUUCGAUAUUGGGAUCAACGGAUGCAGUAUGAAGACGGAGGAGAAUUUGGAAGUGGUUAGAGCAGUUCCUCUGGAUCGACUUCAGAUCGAGACCGAUGGCCCAUGGUGUGAGAUACGGGCUUCUCAUGCCUCGUCGCAGCAUCUCAAGGACGGGCCGGCCAUCCCGAGAGCGGUGAAAAAGGAAAAAUGGCAAAAAGGAUUGAUGGUCAAAGGGAGAAACGAGCCCGCGACCAUCGUCCAAGUCGCCCAUGUCAUCGCCAAAGUAAAACGAAUUUCGGUCGAGGAAGUCUGUGAAGCAGCAUGGAGGAAUUCAACCGAGAUGUUUGGAUUAGGCAUUGAUGCCCUACAUUGA
Molecule: messenger RNA, 951 nt
Organism: Rhinocladiella mackenziei CBS 650.93
Lineage: Eukaryota; Fungi; Ascomycota; Eurotiomycetes; Chaetothyriales; Herpotrichiellaceae
Exons: 3
Coding region: 1-951 (316 amino acids)
Cellular component (GO): cytosol
Molecular function (GO): 3'-5'-DNA exonuclease activity
Source: RefSeq, a predicted model, not a curated record